AUGUCCCGCCAACGGGGUGCUCUCGGGCCGUUCCAGGGGCUGAUGGUCUGGCUCCUGGUCGCCCAGAUCCAGAUUUUCAUGGUCCUUUCCAAGCCUACUUUGGCCCAGCACGCAACCUCGUCUAUCCUAGACGAUGCCAACCGAACUGUACCAGAUUAUAUCACACGCUAUGCGCCCCUCGUCUGGCUACAUUCAGAAGACCCAUUCCGACCAUCAGACAUCCUUGAGCAUGUCCGCCGCACGGCACCUACUGUUAACGAAAAGCCCGUAUCUGGCUUGCCGGCUCUCGACCUAGACAAUUUAGACUUACUCAACAAUGUUGAUGUGGAAUCCAAACAAGUCGUCGCGCUUACUUCCAACGACGACAUCACAGCCCUACCGGCAUGGCUCUACGGAGAGACACCAGAUGAGAUGGGGAGGAUCUCCAACGCGACAGCCUGUGCCGUCAUUAUUGUUGAACAGGGUCCCCGUGAUGUCGAUGUGUUCUACUUCUACUUCUAUUCAUACGAUCGAGGAGCAAAUAUCUCGCAAGUCCUAGAGCCGCUGAACAGCUUCGCAAUGGGCAUGGCCGAUGGAAUGCACUAUGGGUGCCAUGUCGGCGACUGGGAACACAACAUGGUUCGUUUUCGCGAUGGAAAACCCACUGGCAUUUAUUACAGUCAGCACUCGAGCGGUGCUGCCUAUGAAUGGAAUGAUACGCGCCUUUCGUUGGAGGACGAGCGGCCUCUCGUCUACAGCGCAUACGGCUCUCACGCAAAUUUCGCAUCUUCGGGCGACCACGUUCAUGACAGUGUCUUGCUAGACUUCUGCGAUGCUGGCCAGCUCUGGGACCCCGUUUCAUCGGCAUACUUCUAUCACAUGGACCCUACCAGUUUCAAGCUGACCCGCCUGUUUACCCCCGAAUCCACCUCGCCUCACGAUUCGAACCUCACCUCCUUUUUCUACUUCAAUGGCAUCUGGGGUGAUACCCAAUAUGCCGGUGACGACCCUCGCCAGAGGACAGUUCCCGUCUUUGGCCUCAAGCGCUACGUCUCAGGUCCGCAAGGUCCAAUCUUCAAGGGACUCGUACGGAAAGGACUAUUUCCUGACAACCCCGAGGCCAAGAAGUUUAUACAGGUGGCUGUUGGGUUCUUGAUGUCAUGGUACCCGUGCUGUCUACGUGGAUGGAGAUUCGUGGCAUCUUUGACGGUGAUGGUUGCGUGCAUCACGUUAAUGGUCGUGGGGAUAAGCGAUGAUGGUCGAAAAUGA
This is a messenger RNA of Fusarium vanettenii 77-13-4, 1248 nucleotides long. RefSeq lists its product as uncharacterized. The coding region runs from base 1 to 1248 and encodes 415 amino acids. The transcript has 6 exons. The record is from RefSeq and is a predicted model, not a curated record. NCBI's taxonomy places the organism in Eukaryota, Fungi, Ascomycota, Sordariomycetes, Hypocreales, Nectriaceae.